Fonsecaea erecta is the source of this 2382-nucleotide messenger RNA. RefSeq lists its product as hypothetical. The transcript has 4 exons. Gene Ontology annotation, molecular function: DNA-binding transcription factor activity, RNA polymerase II-specific; zinc ion binding; DNA binding. The coding region runs from base 1 to 2382 and encodes 793 amino acids. Gene Ontology annotation, cellular component: nucleus. NCBI's taxonomy places the organism in Eukaryota, Fungi, Ascomycota, Eurotiomycetes, Chaetothyriales, Herpotrichiellaceae. The record is from RefSeq and is a predicted model, not a curated record. Gene Ontology annotation, biological process: DNA-templated transcription; regulation of DNA-templated transcription.
AUGAACGCCACGAAGCUCGAGCUCUAUGACCAUCACUCCGGGAGCAAUGGCCACGUCCACGUGUCGUCUGCUCUGGGAUCGCUGGCCACUCUGGGGGCGUCGUCCAACACUCCAUCAGACUCUGACUCGGGCAUAGAUGACGACCGGGAUGGCUCCAGAAAGCGCAAGAGACCUAUGAAUGUCACCUGCGAAGCCUGCAAGCAACGAAAAGUAAAAUGCGACCGUGCCCAGCCUGCCUGUGGGUGGUGUUCUCGCAAUGAACUCCCCUGUGAAUACAAAGAGCGGAAGAAGCCCGGCCUGCGUGCCGGUUAUGGUAGAGAGCUCGAGGGGAGACUAGACCGGCUUGAAGCACUGUUGAAUGAACAAGGUCGCCAGUUGGCCGCCCAUCUUGCAGAAUCAUGCACCAUUGACACCCGGGUCAGCUCUGCCAGCAACAGCCAUGGUGUACAAGGCUUAGGUGCCGACGUCGCUGGGGUGCGGGCGUCGUACGAUGCGCAGGGCAUCAAUGUCGCCGGAGAGCUCCAGCAACAGAUUAUCGACCCCAACCUGCAUGCCUCCACCUCCCGACAUGGCUCGCUACAGUAUCAGCAGGGAGCUCCAGACCAGCAAAUGGUGCAGCAGAGCCACUACACUCCGUCCGCUCAGUCACAUACACUGACCUCACCUCAUUCCACGACGGGAUAUCAAGCCGCCCAGAUGUAUAAUGAGUACUCGGCGAUGCUCCCUCCGUAUGACCUCCUCUAUGCCUUGGUGGAUCUCUAUUUCAAACACAUCAACAUAUGGUUGCCAUUGCUGGAUCGAAAAACCACCCUAGACACAUUGUUUGGGGCGUCCACUCUGGACGAAGCCGACAGGGUGCUUCUGCAUGCCAUUGUGGCAACAACACUGCGCUUCUCGCAGGACCCUCGAUUGACCCCGGAAGGCCGCCAGCACUAUCAUGAUACUUCCAAGCAGCGUGUCCAGUUGUUCGGACUGGAAAAUUCAAAUGUGCGGGCUCUGCAAGCACUGGUCAUCCUGGCCUUGGAUGUGACAGGGUCGACAAAUGGUCCGCCGGCAUGGAAUCUCCUUGCACUGAUUAGCAGAAGCAUGGUCCAACUGGGACUUGCGGCGGAGGCGGGCUCUACACUUGCCUCACCCAUGUAUCCCUCGAUCGCAACUCUCAGGGCCUCUGUUCUGCCGGAGCCCAAAACGUGGAUUGAGGAUGAAGAGCGACGCAGGCUCUUCUGGGCAGUUUUCCUGCUUGACCGAUACGCCACCAUCGCGACGGCAUUCGAAUUCGCGCUGGACGAAAAAGAGGUUGACCGGCGUCUGCCUUGCAGAGACGACCUCUUUGCAGCGAACAAGCCGGUGGAAACGAGGUGGUUUCGGCCGCCAGAGCGCCCUCGAUAUGCCACGGGGAUGGCGGACACCCAUGGACAUUUCUCCUAUCACUGUGAGCUCAUCGCUAUUCUGGGUCACAUCCACCAAUUUCUGAAACGGCCCGUGGACAUUGGCUCGUUGAGCGACGUGGAGCAGUGGCAAGGCUCGUACCGAGCCCUCGACAGCGAUCUAAACGCGUGGCACUUCAGCCUGCCCGACGAAUUCGCCAACAUCACUCGGCUUCUAAAAUCCAACGUGCCGGCUAAAAAUACAAAUUGUGGCUGGAUCAUGCUACAUGCAGCCUAUUGUCUGACGGUCAUUCGCUUGAACUCGUCGGCGGCGUAUCCUGCUCAGAGUUCGCCGAUCUUCUCCUCGUCCUACAGCGCCAUGCAACGGUGUUUAUCCGCCGUCGAGAACAUGCGUCAGCUCUGUCGGUUCGUGAAGCUCAGUGGCCUACUGGAUCGCCUCGGGCCCCCAUUCGCCUUCGCCAUCUGGGUCGGAGCGCGGGUCAUGUUGGUGCACGGAUCGACCAUGGAUCACGAAGUGGACCCCGACAUUGACUUCUUCGUGACGACCCUCGCUGAGAUGGGGGAGAAUUGGCUUGUUGCGAAACGGUACAGUGAAAUCCUGAGCCGGGUUCUAGGUGAAUAUCGUCAGUCCCAGCGAACCAGUGGGGUGACGGGGGAGAGGGUGACUCCGUCCACGGUGAAAAUCCUGGCCGAUAUGCGCCGAUGUGCCUACGAUCUCGACUUUCUCAUCUCGCGCCAGCCACAUGCUGCGGCCGUGAAAUCAUACCACCCAACACGAGCAAACACCCCGGCCCCCAACGAACUCGAGUACCUGGACGUUUUUGACCUUUUCAACUUCCCCCGAGUCCCCAUGACUCAAGAGGGGGUGGACGGUGGAAAUCCACAGGGCAUGGGCCAGGCUGCGCCUCCGGAUCUUGCGGCGAUGACUCCUGGGAUGAUCCCGAACUUUGCAGUCCCCAAUCCAGAAGCUGAUUGGCUCUUCCAUACAAGUUAA